Molecule: messenger RNA, 1697 nt
Organism: Saimiri boliviensis boliviensis (Bolivian squirrel monkey)
Lineage: Eukaryota; Metazoa; Chordata; Mammalia; Primates; Cebidae
Gene: MRFAP1
Product: Morf4 family associated protein 1
Source: RefSeq, a predicted model, not a curated record
GUGCGCGCGCCCGCAACCCGCCGCCCGACCGUAAAGAGGCUCCGCGGUGUCGUGAAAGGAGCCGCAACGCGCAGAGCGCUGGUUGACGGCCGGGACUCCAUUUUGUUCGCCGCUAUUCUGCUCGUAAGUCGCUUCUCUGUGGCUUCUCCUGAGGAGAAAAGUUGAAAAAGGGUAUAAAAGUUUUCAGUCCUAUUCGGGCUUUCUGUUGCUAAGCACAGCGAGUGUCGGUUUUCUCUCUGCAGCAGACAUCGCGACUGCGGUUCCGAGGCAGCGGGAGGAGAUGCGGCCCCUGGACGUCGUCGAGCUGGCGGAACCCGAGGAGGUGGAGGUGCUGGAGCCCGAGGAGGACUUCGAGCAGUUCCUGCUCCCGGUCAUCAACGAGAUGCGCGAGGACAUCGCGUCGCUGACGCGCGAGCGCGGGCGGGCGUACCUGCGGAACCGCAGCAAGCUGUGGGAGAUGGACAAUAUGCUCAUCCAGAUCAAGACGCAGGUGGAGGCCUCGGAGGAGAGCGCGCUCAACCACCUGCAGAGCCCGGGCGACGCGGCCGAGGGCCGGGCGGCCAAGCGGGGCGAGAAGGCGGAGGAGAAGGCCAAGGAGAUCGCGAAGAUGGCAGAGAUGCUGGUGGCGCUGGUCCGGCGGAUAGAGAAGAGCGAGUCGUCGUGAGCGCGGUCGGCGGUUUGCAGCCAACGGAUUCUGGUCGACUGGUGGCGAUUGGCUGACACCCUGGAGAAGCUGAAACCAGAGAGCCUUUUGCUUUCUCUUUUUCCCUCUGUCUACGCUCUGUCUCACUUAACACUACGUUUUCUGCUAUGGUCUGUGGUUAAUGACCUCAAUAUGAGUUUUGAUUGUUCAGUGUUUCUGUUUGGGAAGUAAUUUUGUUUGGAAAACGCUCUCACGUGCAGGAAUUAGGGCCUAGAUUGUAAGCUCUUGCAGCAGUCACAUUUGUUCCCGGGCUUUGGUUGUUAUUUCUAAAUUUUUGAGGUGCUUUGCUCUUUCUUGUGUGACCUGAUAGCUCCCUGGAACUUUGGGUCUGUGUGUGGCGCAUGAGACUCACAGUUGGAGGUCUCCAGCUCUGGAGGUGCUGAAGGAGCCGCAUUCAUUCUGGAAGACGAGUCCAUGCGGCAACUACUGAGGAAAGGACCAGACUUCCGUGGGGAGUGCAGAUGGGCCGACCUGGCUGGGACUCACGAUCCUGGAGAAGAGCUGGAGAACGGAUAGUGUUGUCUGUAUUUGGAGACUUUAAUUUCUGUGUGAGACCAAAGGAGGAGAGAUGUAUUUUGUUCAAAAUUUCAAUUUUAUGUGGUACACUAUCUGAUGUAACCUAUCUGGUGAGUUUGUUUGGACAACCUAACUCAGCUGUCUUUGACAUGGAACCUGAAGUAGAGGAUGAGAUCUUGAUAAUCUGUUCAAGUUGAUGUAAUACUCUGAUGCGUGUUAGGGGACUUGACAUAAAAUGAAAGAUUUGCAAAGACCCUUGAGGGGCUGGGGGAUGAGAAUAUGGAACUGUCUGCAUUGGACCCUAAACUGGACUGGUACAGGCAUCUUCAAGGUUCAUACGUUGUCCAGCUAUAAGUUCAUUUCAGUAGCAGACCUAACAAAUAUUUGAGGUCAAAACCCUACCAUGUUAAAAAAAAAAACAAAAAAAAAAAAAACUUACCAUGUUAAUAAAAGUAUUCAGUUGCUUGAAAAGACAAAA